GAUUGGGACUCCUUGGCGGCCGCGCCGUCGCCAGAGCUGCCAGACGAUUGGGCGGCCCUAGCGGCAGGCGUAGACGAGCCCCCCGCCCCCGAGAUCGGCAACCCGAUCGGCGCAGAGAGCGUCGUGCCGUUGGCGGUGCAGCCGCCGAGGCGGAAGAGAG
Messenger RNA from Prorocentrum cordatum, 160 nucleotides. NCBI's taxonomy places the organism in Eukaryota, Dinophyceae, Prorocentrales, Prorocentraceae. The record is from the annotation of a GenBank genome assembly.